This is a messenger RNA of Acanthosepion pharaonis, 2244 nucleotides long. The record is from the annotation of a GenBank genome assembly. NCBI's taxonomy places the organism in Eukaryota, Metazoa, Mollusca, Cephalopoda, Sepiida, Sepiidae.
AUGGACGACUGGGUCAUCCCGAAACCAGACUGGAGAUUGGCUUUUAUGAAAUGGAAAUCAACAUGGCCAAUCCACAUUUACAUAUUUAGCGGCCUUUUUAUAUUAGCCGCUCUUCUUGUAACCACCAUCCGCUGUUAUGUCUACUGGCAAGAAGGUCCCAACAAACGGGAGCUCUUCGCAGAGGUUCUCACCACUUUGGUGUUUCUCUUCAGCUUGCUGAGAGCUACUUCCUUGCUGGCCGACGCCUACGGCCACAAGCAGCGGACAACGUACGGGGUUACUCAUUUCAUCUGGUCCAUGGCCACACCCUGUUUGACUGCUAGCUACGCUGUACUCCUCAUGGCGAUACUUGAUUCAACCAAAAUGUCCCUCCUGCCCGAAGCCGCUCAACGAUGGAGGUCACUAGUUGGUGUCACAGGGAUCCAUUUUGUGGUGGUCAUACUUGGUGAUGUUGUGUUGUUGUCGGCACCUGGAGCGAAGAUUGUCUACGUCAUCUGUCAGUUUUUGUCCACCGUUUGGGGUUUGAUGGUCAGUAUUGGUUAUGCUUUCUUAGGAUUGAAACUCUACUACAAUUUUUGGUCAAUGGCGACAGUUAAAAAUGCCGUUCCUGAACCUCGAAUAUGGCGAUUGUUUCUUCUCAUCUGUAUCACAGCACUGGUUUGCUCCACGGUCUCCCUCAGUCAAUUAUAUUUUCUCUUCAGUAAUUUCGGUCCUCUGAAACUGUUUGUUGUGCUUUUUUGUAACGAUCCGAUUAACGAACUCUCUCUCAACAGUAGCAAUAGUGGCAGUAAUAGUCGCUGCGGUGACUCCAGACGAAAACGUUUACAUUUUCCUACUGAUCUAUCUAUCUAUCUAUCUAUCUAUCUAUCUAUCUAUCUAUCUAUCACUGUUCAUAUCUAUUACACACUGUUCAUAUUUGUCUAUCACACACUGUUCAUAUCUAUCAAACACUGUUCAUAUUUGUCUAUCACACACUGUUCAUAUCUAUCUAUCUAUCUAUCUCACGUAUUGUUGAUUCUAUCUAUCUAUCAUCAUCAUCUAUUCAUCUAUCUAUCUAUAAGAUAUCACUGUUCAUAUCUAUCACAUUUCAUAUCUGUCUAUUACACACUGUUCAUAUCUAUCUUCAUCUAUCUAUCUAUCUAUCUCAUCUAUUUUUAUAUCUAUCUAUCUAUCUAUCUAUCUAUCUAUCUAUCUAUCUAUUUCUAUUUUCAUAUCUAUCUAUCUGCUAUCUAUCUAUCUAUUUGUGAAAGAUAUCACUGUUCAUAUCUAUCACACACUGUUUAUAUCUGUCUAAAUAAUCAUGCGCACGAAACUAUCUAUCUAUCUAUUUCCAUUUUGACUGAGAAAAACUCCAGCCAGCCAGCCAGCCAGCCAGCUAUCUAUCUAUCUAUCUAUCUAUCUCACUCUGUUUAUCUAUCUAUCUAUCUAUCUAUCUAUCUAUCUAUCUAUCUAUCUUAUCUAUCCAUUCAUCUGUCCAUUCAUCUAUCUAUCUAUCUAUCUAUCUAUCUUAGUCUGUCCAUCUAUCUAUCUAUCUAUCUAUCUAUCUAUCUAUCUAUCUAUCUCAGUCUGUUCAUCUAUCUAUCUCAGUCUGUUCAUCUAUCUAUCUAUCUAUCUAUCUAUCUAUCUAUCUAUCUAUCUAUCUAUCUAUCUCAUUCUGUUCUUUUUCUUUUUCCUUUUACUUGUUGCCUUCUUCUUUUCUUCCUCUUUCUCUUCCUCAACCUCUUCUUAUUCUUCUUACUAUUAUUAAAAGUAAUUUUAAAGUCCUACCCCACCCCCUAUUUAUUCCUUCUUCUCCUACUCCUUUUUAUUCUUGUUAGUAGUAGUAGUAAUCAUAUAGUUAUAUUUUUUUACUUUUUCCUUUUUGUCCUUUUUUGUUGCUUUUUUCUUCUCUUCCUCUUUCUUUUCUUCUACCACCACCUCCUCCUCUUCUUCUUAUCAGAAGCAAUUUUAAAGUCCUACCCCCCUAUUUAUUCCUUCUACUCUUUUCUUCUUCAUGUUAGUAGUAGUAGUAAUGAUAUUCAUAUCAUUCUAUUCUUUUUCUUUUUCCUUAUUUUACAUUUUCCUCUAUUCCACUUCCUGUUGUUCUCUUUUCUUCCUCUUUCUCCCUCUCCGUUUCCCCUUCUUAUACUUCUUGUUAUUAUUAUUAUAAAUAAUUUUAAAGCCAUAUCCCAUUAUUUCUCCCUUCUCCCCUUUCCCUUCUUCUUCUUCUUCUUCUUCUUCUUCUUCUUCUUCUUCUUCUUCUAA